Calypte anna (Anna's hummingbird) is the source of this 6960-nucleotide messenger RNA. It is a transcript of the gene PIGQ, whose product is annotated as phosphatidylinositol glycan anchor biosynthesis class Q. Gene Ontology annotation, biological process: GPI anchor biosynthetic process. The transcript is spliced from 11 exons. NCBI's taxonomy places the organism in Eukaryota, Metazoa, Chordata, Aves, Apodiformes, Trochilidae. The record is from RefSeq and is a predicted model, not a curated record. Bases 144 to 1868 code for a protein of 574 amino acids. Gene Ontology annotation, cellular component: membrane; endoplasmic reticulum.
CGGAACGCGAGAGGGCGGUUGCCGGGGCCGACCGGGCCUUUCACGGUGCACAUCCCGGCACCGGCGGCGUCUCCGAGCAACCGGUCCCGGAAGCGGGCGGCGAGGCGGAGCGGGCGCCAUACCAUUCUUCCAGGACUGGUGCCAUGGUACUUAAGGUCUUCUUUCCAUCGUGCUGCUCCUCAGCAGAAAGUGGCAUUUUGAUCGGCCGCUGGCUCUCAGAACAGAACUCAGCUGUUAUCCUUGCUGUGGUCCAUUUCCCAUUUAUUCCUGCCCAGGUGAAGCACUAUCUCAGUGAAGUCCUUCAGGUGACUAAAGUCAAUGUUUCUGUGCUUGGCUCUUGGAGCAACAGCAGAGAGGAGAAAGAAGAAAGUCUGAGCGAGUUCCUGAAGGACCUCGGGACGAUAUUCCCCCACGAGCCAUGGAUUCAGAUCAGCAAAGAAGGAGACAGCAAAUUCUGGAGCUGUUCUACCCUGCAGAAACACUCUAACAACCCUAAGAAGGAAGAAAUCAUCUUGAUUUACUACGACCAACGUCAAGUGAUGCUUUCCCAUCUCCAUCCCCCUCUGGACACCUCGACUGAAGAGGAGGCAAAGGAUGCUUCAAAGCUCUCUGCCAUCUUUGACACAGUUGCCAGGAGCAAGAUACUGUUCAUGACUGACCAGUAUGAUGAUGGGCCUAUCAAGCUGACCCACUGGCAGUCAGAUGGUGUGGAGGCCAGUAUCAUCAUGGAGCUGCUGAAGCAAGCCUCUGUGCCUGCCUGCAUGCUGCUCACCUUCCUGCUUUCACUCAUCUCUGGGGUCUGCAGGAGCAGGGUGCUGAAGUUUUGGCCUUCAUCUUUCUUAUGGAGCAAACUCUCAACUUGUGAGCAGCUGGGCCAUCGCCUGCAGCACCUUCAGGUCAUCAGCAGCAACAAGAAGGCUCAAAACCAGACUCAGCUGAUGAGGAAAGCCAAUAUCUUUGUCUCUCUGCUGAUUGAUGUGGCUCUGGGGAUACUGCUGAUGUCCUGGCUGUACAGAAAGAACCAAAUUGGCCACCUUGCUGACACUCUCAUCCCUGCAGCUGAUCAUGUAGCUGAAGAGCUCCAGAACCUGCUCCAGUGGCUGAUGGGGGCACCAGCUGGACUGAAAAUGAACCGAGCUUUGGAUCAGGUUUUGGGCCGUUUCUUCCUUUACCACAUCCAUCUGUGGAUUAGCUACAUUCACCUGAUGUCCCCAUUCAUUGAGAUGAUCCUCUGGUAUGUGGGUCUGUCAGCUUGCCUGGGCCUGACCGUGGCUCUCUGCAUCCUCUCUGACAUCAUUGCACUUCUGACCUUCCACAUCUACUGCUUCUAUGUCUAUGGAGCCAGGCUCUACUGCUUGAAGAUUUAUGGGCUGUCAUCUCUCUGGCGUUUGUUCCGUGGGAAGAAGUGGAACGUCCUCCGGCAGCGGGUGGAUUCCUGCUCCUAUGACUUGGACCAGUUAUUUAUUGGCACUUUGCUGUUCACAAUUCUGCUGUUCCUCCUGCCUACAACUGCACUGUAUUAUUUGGUGUUUACCCUGCUCCGUUUGCUGGUGGUGGUUGUGCAGGGCCUGAUCCACUUGCUGGUUGAUCUGAUUGAUUCUCUGCCUCUUUAUUCCAUCAUCCUUCGGCUCUGCAGAUCCUAUAGACUGGCAGCUGGUGUGAAGUUCAGAGUCCUCGAGCAGCAGGAUGGGAAACCUCUUCGCCUCCUUAUGCAGAUCAACCCUCUGUCCUACAGCAGCCUGGUGCAGACAUACAGGCUGCCAACCUACAGCUGUUAUCCCAAGGAUUCCUGGACGUCUCUGUGUAAGAAGCUGUUCCUUGGAGAGCUCAUCUACCCCUGGAAACACAAAGGAGAGAAGCAGGACUAAAGGCAGCAAAAGAGCUCAAAGGACUUGAUUAAAUUAAAAUAUUAAAUCCUAAUGCUUUGGGACCAAAGGCAUCUUGGAGCCAGUGCCUGGUGGAUCCCCUUAACUCCAUUUUGGUAACAUGGGAAGGGCUGAAUUUUUAAAGGCAAGUAUUUAAGUAUUUUUUAAACAUGAUUUUUUAAACUUUCCCUUUCCCCUACACUGUGUUUGAGUAAUAUGCUAAUGUUUAGUUUUGAAGCAAAGAGGUUAAACCCAUCAGUGCCUCGUGGAACCAGCAUUUAGCAUUGUUGAGGAGGCAUCUCCUGCAUGGUCUGAUGCUGAACUGUUCCUUCAUUCCAUGCCAGCUCCAAGGGCCAUAUUGCAACAGCCCUUUGAGGGGCUCAAAGCCACAGUGCUGAGGUGCCAAAGGGUAUUUUGGACCUUUUGUGCUUCAGCCUUCAAGCCAGCUGAUCAAAACCAAGCUGAAAGAUCAGCCUGUAGAGUCAUGCACUGGAAACUCUACAGCUGGGUUGUCUGGGUUCAGCAGAUACUUGUUCUUUUCCUUUUGGGUGGGCUUGCAUUCACCUCACUGCAGCACCAGAGGUGGUGUUAAGCAUAGAAACAGCAGGACUGGAGGCUCAGCAACCCAGGCUGAUGGACAUUUGUGCCUAUGUGGCCUCAUCUACAUUUUUUUUCAAAAGUAAAUAAUGUUUUGGGGAGAGCUGAGCCCUGAGCUGACACCAGAACUGGAGUGCAGAACCCACAGCCUCAACUCCCAGGCUGGCAGCAAGCCACUGGCCCUGAGAGCUCUGGCUCUGCCAGGGGCUCCUGUUCCCACUCACAGCUCCAGGCAAACGCAGCUUUGCCCAGCCCAGCUCUGGUAGCUCUGCCAGAGAACUGCAGCAGGUCAGGUCCUUCCACAGCUCCAUCAGCUCUGAGAAGCCUCUGCCUCCCUCACAGGGUCAGUACCUCCUCCUGUUCCUCAGGGCCCAGGUGAGAGCCUCAUGUUGUGCCUCAUCCUUUGCACUUUCUGGUGAUUAAGGAGCUUUUAAAAUUAUCUCAGAUAUGAGUAAUUUAAAGCCACUUCUUUCCCUGAAACUAGAGACAUGUUACUUUUAGGAGACAAGUUACUUUUGGGAGAGUUUUCCUGGUUUGGAUGCUACCUCCACAGUGCAGCAGUGCUCAGCUUCUUUGUGUCCCCAUCUCAUUGCAUGUUCAUUUUGAUCAUAGAAUCCCAGAGUGGCUGAGGUUGGAAGGGACCUUAGAGCUCAUCUCCUCCAACCUCCCUGCCAUGCCCAGGGACACCUCUCAUCUACACAAGGUUGCUCCAAGCCUCAUCCAACCUGGCCCUGAACACCUCCAGGGAGGGGGCAGCCACAGCUUCUCUGGGCAAUCUGUUCCAGAGUCUCACCACCUUCAGACUGAAGAAUUUCUUCCUAAGAUCCAGUCUAAACCUCUUCUCCUUCAGUUUAAAUCCAUUUCCCCAUGUCCUGUCACUGGACACUCUUAUGAAAAGUCCCUCUCCAGCUUUCCUGUGGGUUCCCUUCAGGGACUGGAAGGCAGCUCCAAGGUCCCCUGGAGUCUUCUCUUCUCCAGGCUGAACAAUCCCAGCUCCUCAGCCUCUCCUUGUGUCAGAGCUGCUCCAGCCCCUGGAUCAUCUUUGUGGCCUCCUCUGGACUCAUUCCAACAGCUCUGAGUCCUGCUUGUGGUGGGGACACCAGGACUGGACACAGUAUUGGAGGUGGGGUCUCACUGUUCAAGGAUCCAAGGAUGGAGGAGGAGGAGGAAGAUGAUGUGUUGUAGCUGCAUUGCUCAUCCCUUCUCUGCUGCCUGCAUAUUCCAGUGGGAGGAGGUGGAAGUGAGGCAAAGAGCCACAGCAAGGUGGAGUUUCCACUGCUCCCCUCCACCAGCCCCAUGCCUCAUCUGUGACUUGAAGCUGCCCCAGAAAAGAAGGAAUUGUGGCCCCACUGCUCUAAGACAUCCCUGGCCAGAUAUAUUGAGUUUGUUCUUACCUGCUAAAGCCUCUCCUGAUGCCUCUUCAGUCAGAGCUUGAGAGGGAGAAAAUGAAGCUCUGGAGGCAGGUCCAGCAAACACAGCAGCUGCCAAGGGCUUGCAGUUUUCUUGAGAACCCCACAGAGCAAGUCAUGGACAUGGAUGUGUCCCAUGGACACUGCUGCCCAGAGAGGGUGCCCUCCUGCCUUGACCCAGGGAAGGAGGACACUUCAUUGAGGAAAACCAGUGUGGUAAAAACCCCACCAGCAUCUGUCACUGCUGCAGAACAUCACUGGCUGCAGAAACUGAAGGGACCUCUGUUCUUCUUUAACGAUCAGUGCUUCAAAUUCAUGGAGAAAUAGAGGAUCUUCUCUUGGAAUAUUGAUGGCCAAGGUUUCUUUCCACUCCAGGGGUGAAUUAUAACAAUAAUAUCUCUGAUUGAAUAGAUGAAUAUUUAUUUGAAUAUAUUAAUACUGAAGAUAUAUUGAAUAAGUUCGGGUUGUGAUCCAUUUAGUGGAUGAAUGCUCUGAAUGUUUCUCACCUCAGCUUAAGUCAGAAUCAUGGAGACCCAUCCUUACCUGGCACUCAGCAGAGCAGAUUUAUGCUUUGCCUCCCUCUCUCACUACUAAAUUACAUCCUCCCUGCCUCAUCCCAUGCCUCUAUAGUUUGGUUUUACUAGCUGCUGCUAGAAACUUUAUUAUUUUUGGUCAUGUAAAAAUAAUCUUCCUAAUAUCCUGGCUUUUCAAAUCUUUCUGUGAGACCAAACAGCUCAUGAUGGUCUGAAUUGUGACUGUGCUUUGGGAUCCAGUGAGCUGAGGGAUCCCGAGACAGGAGAGGUCCAUGAAAACCAGCAAAUGUCACCUUCCUAUUGGGAACCUGCCAAACAUAUUGGACAUUCCAGUGUUGGGUCUGUUUACUAAAGACUGAUACUGACUCUGGGGAUGGUGAAUUGUCCAACUGAGAAAAAAUUCCUUCUCAAACCCUCAGUCUUCUGAGAGAUGGAGGAGCUUGAGGAGCCAGCCCUUGUGGGUGCAGUUCUCCUGUGAUGCAGAGCUGGUGCCUGAGCUGUUUUACUGCUUCUCAUACUCUGUUCUCUCUGUAGUGAUGUCUGAGCUUCUGAGUUUCUUCUGCUGGAUAUUUGCCAUGUCUCUCCUUUUCCUUCCCAGCCCUUGCUAUGGAACAGUCUUCCCCCACCCUUUUCCGAUUCUGCGCAGUGACAUUACAACAACUGAGCAGACAUCCUGCCCAGGAACAUUUGACCUUAUGUCAUCUCCCUAAUUAGAAGUUGGGAUCAGCAUCAUCUUCCAGAGCAGCCCAGACUGUCCUCGUGCUGAUGUUUCCUUAGGGAAGAGGCUGCUGCUGAGGUUAAGGCUCAGAUUUAUCCUCAGAUCCAGAUGAGCCACAGCAGUCCUUGGGUAAGAGGUGGUUAAAGAGUUCAGAUCCCUGAUUCCUCCCAGCAGGCAACAAGCAGUCUUUGCCAACCCUCAUUCAAAGGCUGUAAUCUUGCAGACUUUUUUAAUGUUGCAUUUCCAUAUUAUUAUUUUUCCACUUUAUGGUUCCCAGGGCUGGCACAGUCCUCCCUCUGCCUCUUUACAUGGGGUUUGUCAGGGAAAAGGGGAUUUGCUGCAUGCAAAACUCCAUCCUAGGCAGAAAUUCUGCCUUUGAGAACUACUUUGCUUUCCUAACUGGCCUCAGCAGUUAGAGACUGAUGAUUGGGUCAUUACCUGACCUGCUCUUUGCCAACUUUUCUGGACCUGGUAGCAGAGAAGGUGCUUGCUCUCCAGCCAGACUCACUGCCUGCAAAGAGCACGGGGUGGAAACUUCAGGGUCUGUGGAGCAGAACCCCCAAAGCUGGCAGCUUGCAGGUCUCUGCCCAGGUCAGGGAGCCCACAUUCUGCUGUGCUCUCAGGCUCUGCAUGGGUGAUGGGUGGCAGCACCCUGGGAACACAGCUGGGAUGUGUCUGGAUCUCAGCUGAUCCAUCCACAUGACCUGAGGCCACAGGGCUUACCAACUUGUCCUGGAACUUUUGGGUUGCAUCCCACUGUGCAGGAUAAACGUUUAGAGCAAUGCAAACCUCAUCUGUCUUCCCAGGUGAGAGGAGGGUGCCCAUCACCUUUGCAUCUGGCUCAUCAUUUUGCACUGGGAGUGGAACAUCUUGCAGAGCUCUGUCCCUGGUGCCAUCACCUCCAGUCCUUCAUCCACAUCUGGGCCUCAAACCAAGAGUGCUUCAGCUCCCUGGUUAUUGGGAAUAUGAGCAGGGUACCUGUGAUUAUGAAUGCUGCAGGCAAUGGGAAGUAAACCUUCAUUCCUCAGGGGGAUGAGGCUCUGGAUUGGUGGCAGUGCUGGGUGGCUGCUGGCCCAGGGAGGCACCAGCACCAGGGGACACAAGGAGGGCAGCCUGCAUGUCUGACAUCCAGAGGUUUAUUUUAGCAUCUGGCAUUGGGGAGAUUCAUGAGAACUUCACAACUGUUGUAGUCAGUUCUACUGAUCAUAGAAUCACAGAAUGGCCCUAGAGCUCGUCUCCUCCAACCUCCCUGCCAUGCCCAGGGACACCUCUCAUCUACACAAGCCUCAUCCAGUCUGGCCCUGAACACCUCCAGGGAGGGGGCAGCCACAGCCACAGCUUCUCUGGGCAAUCUGUUCCAGAGUCUCACCACCCUCAGACUGAAGAACUUCUUCUUAAGAUCCAGUCUGAACCUCUUCUCCUUCAGUUUAAAUCCAUUUCCCCUUGUCCUGUCACUGGACACUCUUAUGAAAAGUCCCCCUCCAGCCUUCCUGUGGGUUCCCUUCAGGGACUGGAAGGCAGCUCUAAGGUCCCCUGGAGUCUUCUCUUCUGAUAAAGCUUUCAGUUUUUAAAUAAAAGUAUUGUAAAAGAAUCCUGAAACAUUUGCAGUUUGAUUAUCUGUGUUUCUGUCUGCACACGUAAGAGCUGACAAGGAAAUUUGACCAAAAAGCAGGAGCACAUUUUCUCUUUGCAUUCAGGAAUAUUGCCAAGCAUUAAACUGAAGCCUUCACUUGCUACCAAUGCUCUGUUUGCUUUAAAAUGUCACUGCUGACACUUUGAAGGUGACUUCCCACCCCAGCCCAGAUGGAGAACCCAGCAGCCCAGGGAACAACCCCAGC